AUGGGAAAACAAGAUCGACAAUUCAGGGACUCACAAAGAGCAGGACGAUACGUCAGUCAGCCCACCGGCUAUCGAGCUUUCGUACCCGCUGCACUGCCACCUGAUCCUCCUCUUGAAAUAAGCGCAGAUCUGAAUGUGCUGCUUUCUCAGGCCAAUCUUGCGUUAGGGCGUUUGGACGGCUCGAUCCAGACACUGCCUGAUCCAGAUCUAUUUGUGUACAUGUACGUCCGCAAAGAGGCGGUGCUAUCCAGUCAGAUCGAGGGAACGCAAAGCUCGUUGCAAGAUGUGUUGGCGGCUGAAGCGAAGAUACUUACUCCCGACCGUCCGCGUGAUGUGGAUGAGGUGGUGAACUACGUUUCGGCCAUGAAUGAAGGGCUCGCCCGACUUGCUGAGCUCCCCAUCUCGGUUCGGCUAAUUCGAGAAAUUCACGCGAAAUUGCUCGAAGGUGUGCGGGGCUCACAUUUGACACCGGGUGAACUGAGGACGAGCCAAAACUGGAUUGGACCUGCAGGUUGCACCUUGGACGAAGCGAUAUUCAUUCCUCCUCCGCCGCAUGAAGUAGCUCAACAUCUGGCAGAAUUGGAGCGGUUUCUACAUUCAGAUUCGCAACUGCCCCUGCUGGUGAAGAUUGGACUAGCACAUGCUCAGUUUGAGACCAUUCAUCCGUUCCUCGAUGGAAACGGACGUGUCGGGCGAUUGCUGAUCACGCUAUUGCUGUGCGAAAGAAGCGUGUUAGUGAAGCCAGUACUCUACCUUUCUUAUUAUUUCAAACGACAUCGCCAAGCCUACUACGACCACCUGCAAUCGAUCCGAGAUGAGGGCACAUGGGAGCGAUGGCUCACUUUUUUUAUGCACGGUGUUCUAGAAGUGAGCCAGCAGGCCACAGAUACGGCACGUGAGAUCCUAGAACUCCGCGAAAGUCAUCGCAGGGCAAUCACCGAUAAUCUUGGCCGCGCGGCUGGAAACGGAUAUCGAGUGCUCGAACAUUUGUACGAACACCCAAUCGUGUCUGUGAAUGAUGUUAAAGGGCUAAUUAGAACCACAUAUCCGGCCGCAAAUGAACUCGUGGCAAACCUGGUUCAAAUCGGCAUCCUUCAAGAAUUCACUGGUCGCACGCGUAACCGGCGAUUUCGUUAUGAGGAGUAUGUACAACUCUUCCACGACACUGAAAACUGA
Messenger RNA from Cladocopium goreaui, 1176 nucleotides. NCBI's taxonomy places the organism in Eukaryota, Dinophyceae, Suessiales, Symbiodiniaceae. The record is from the annotation of a GenBank genome assembly.